GGCAGCAUGGCAGCGGCGGCGGCGCCCGGCGUGGCGCCGGUUCGAGCCCGGUUCCUCACCUCUAAGGAGCAGUUCCACGCCUACCUGCGGGCAGGGGGCGAGGAGGAGGAGGAGGAGGAGGAAAAGGAGGAGAAGAAGGAAGAGGAGCAGGUCAGCGAACCCCCGGCCAAGAGGGUGAAGGCAGAGGAGCUCGGCCAGGAUGGGGAAAGCCAAGGGAAUGCUGGAGAGGAGGAGAAGGAGCACCAGGAGAAGAAGAGAGCCCGGGGGCAGAACAAGAGCCGCCCCUGCAUGAAACCCAGCUGCUACGAGCAGAGCAGGCUGUGCCCCUCGGUGACACAGGGCUGUGCCGGGCAGUGCCGCUUCGGGCCGCGCUGCCGCUUCCUCCACGACGUGUCCCAGUACCUGGCGGCCAAGCCCGCAGACCUGGGCCAGCGCUGCGUCCUCUUCGACACCUUCGGCCGCUGUCCCUACGGCGUCACCUGCCGCUUCGGCCAGGCCCACCUCGGGGACGGCCACCAGAACCUGGUCAACGCCUCCCUGGCCCAGCAGUGGGAGGGGAAGCUGCUGGUGAGGAACGGCCUCUCCAAGGAGCUGCAGCAGCAGCUGCGCAAGAGGAAGUUCAGCUUCCACAAGGCCGAGGAGUUUCUGCUUGGGCUCCGUGCUGGGAAGGGAGGCAAAGCCACAGGGAGCUCCACGGAGGUGUCCAACUGCGCUGAUCCCCAGGACGGCCUGAGGGACAGCCCUGUGCUGCAGGAGCAGGGAGAAGAUCCCAGACCUGAGAUCCUGCAGAGCUCCCAAAGGGCUGAGGAUGCUCCCAGACCUGAGGCCCUGCAGAGCUCCCAAAGGGCUGAGGGUGCUCCCAAACCUGAGGCCCUGCAGAGCUCCCAAAGGGCUGAGGAUGCUCCCAAACCUGAGGCUCUGCAGAACUCCCAAGGAGCUGAAGGUGCUCCCAAACCUGAGAUCCUGCAGAGCUCCCAAGGGGAUGAAGGUGCUCCCAAACCUGAGGCCCUGCAGAGCUCCCAAGGAGCUGAGAGUGCUCCCUCCAUCCCAACCCUGGGCCCACUGACAGAUGAAGACAUCACGAAGCUGCGGCCGUGUGAGAAGAAGAAGCUGGAAAUCCAGGGCAAGCUCUACCUGGCUCCACUGACCACGUGUGGAAACCUCCCUUUCCGACGCAUCUGCAAAGGUUUUGGAGCAGAUGUCACCUGUGGGGAGAUGGCUGUGUGCACCAACCUGCUCCAGGGCCAGUUCUCCGAGUGGGCUCUGCUCAAGCGCCACCACACCGAGGACAUCUUCGGGGUGCAGCUGGAGGGAGCCUUUCCAGACACCAUGACCAAGUGUGCAGAGCUCCUCAACAGGACAAUCGACGUGGAUUUUGUUGACAUCAACGUCGGGUGUCCCAUCGACCUGGUCUACAAGAAGGGAGGAGGCUGUGCUCUGAUGACUCGCUCCAACAAGUUCGAGCAGAUCGUCCGCGGGAUGAACUCGGUGCUGGAUGUCCCCCUGACGGUGAAGAUCCGCACUGGGGUGCAGGAGAAGGUUAAUGUGGCUCACAAAAUCAUCCCCAGGAUCCGGGAGUGGGGCGCGUCCAUGGUCACGCUGCACGGGCGCUCGCGGGAGCAGCGCUACACGCGCAGUGCGGACUGGGCUUACAUCGCCGAGUGCGCCCGCCUGGCCAGCCCCAUGCCUCUCUUCGGAAAUGGGGAUAUUUUGUCCUAUGAAGAUGCAAAUCGAGCCAUGCAGAUGGGAGUUUCUGGAAUCAUGAUUGCAAGGGGGGCACUCAUCAAACCCUGGCUUUUCACGGAAAUCAAGGAGCAGAGACACUGGGAUAUCUCCUCCAGGGAGAGAUUUGACAUCCUCAAGGACUUCACCAACUACGGCCUCGAGCACUGGGGGUCAGACACCCAGGGAGUGGAGAAAACCAGGAAAUUCCUGCUGGAGUGGCUCUCCUUCCUGUGCAGGUACAUCCCAGUCGGGCUAUUGGAACAUCUACCUCAGAAAAUCAACGAGCGGCCGCCCUAUUACCUGGGGAGGGACUACCUGGAGACCCUCAUGGCCAGCCAGAACGUGGAUGAUUGGAUCAAAAUAAGUGAGCUGCUCCUGGGCCCCGUCCCGCCCAGCUUCACCUUCCUGCCAAAGCACAAGGCCAAUUCCUACAGAUAGGGCUGGCCUGGCCCUGUCCCUCGGCGUCAGGAGGAGUUUGGAUGGGCUGUGAGGAGGAGCAGGGCUCCUGGCAGUUGGAAUAAAGCUGAUGUUUUUAGAAGCUGGGGAGUUUUUUGCCUUCCUGCCUGCCCCACACCAAUCCUGGCAGACAGACACCUGUUAGUGAGGGGAUCUUUGCCUCCAGU
Molecule: messenger RNA, 2348 nt
Organism: Camarhynchus parvulus
Lineage: Eukaryota; Metazoa; Chordata; Aves; Passeriformes; Thraupidae
Gene: DUS3L
Product: dihydrouridine synthase 3 like
Exons: 13
Coding region: 7-2163 (718 amino acids)
Biological process (GO): tRNA processing
Molecular function (GO): RNA binding; flavin adenine dinucleotide binding; tRNA dihydrouridine synthase activity
Source: RefSeq, a predicted model, not a curated record